GCCGACGAUCGAGACCCGAAUCGCCCUUCGAAUUUCGAGUAUCGCAGCCAGAAGAGAGCGAGAGACGAUGCGCUGAAAAGGUCUUUCAUAUUCGCCCGGUGCCUAUCACUGUCCAAAAGCAAUGGGCUGCUGCUUCUCGACGCCCGCCGGCCCCAACGCCCCUUAUCCGGGCGGUAGCGCCGCGUCGCCCUCCGCGCGCGCCAUCAAUUCCCCGCCGCUGCACCCUUCCGCUACCGACGACAGCCCGCCAGUCUCGCGCGCCGACUCGCACUCGCACCAACCGGCGCAGCCGCCUCAUCCGCAGCGAUCGCAUCCCCACGCCCACCACACGCCCACCUGCCAGCCGCCGCUCUCGCAACACAUAGACAAGCCCUUGCGACGGCACAAGUGGGUUGCGCGCGAUCGGUCGUGGACCCGUUCCCAAUUAGAUACGGAACGCGCCGACUUUUUCGAUACGCGAGUCAGCGGGCGCGCCGAGGUAUGGCAGGUCCUGAAGGCGGCCUUGGAAGUUCUAUGGGAGGCGGAUUUGGCCUACGCGACCGGAAGUGAGCGGGAAGACGACGGGACAGACGGCAUAGCCACGGCGCAGAGCAUACUGAACGCCGCCGAGAUCACCCUGCCCACAGGCGACUUAUCGAACGGCGCGUACGACUCGCUAGGAAACUACUACGCAUUGCCGGAAUGGAUCGUUUGCGAUCCCGUGAACGUUACCGAAGAAAACGAGACCAAGAGAAACAACGGCGACGCGGGGCGGAAAGGAGACGGGGAUCUGACCGGCGAGGAAGAGAGCGAAGAGGAAUUGGACGAAGACGAAGCUAUACGACGGAGGGAGGAGAAGGGAAAAGGUGUUGUCGAUAUCAAAAACGCGGUGAAAGUUCGUGCUAGACUUAGCGAGAAUUUACCAGACGUGGUCAUCAGCGUCGGUGUGGACGAAACCGUGAGAAGCUUUGCCAAGAGGGUAGCCGAAGAAUCCGGGCUGUCCUCCGCGAAGCACGUCCGCGUAGCCUAUAUGGGCAAAAUCCUCAAGGAGAACUCGUCGCUGCAGAGCCAGGGAUGGAAGAAGGGCCAUAUAGUAAACGCCCUAGUGUUCAACCGGUAGCGGCGCUGACGUCCGUAUUAUAUCGCCAAUGCUCGUCCACCGUGGAUCCGAAUCUAAUGCUUAAUUUCGAAUACCCGUUGGAGGAAUACCUGUUGGAGGGUCAUCGGACUGUCCCGGCCUUUAUUACCAAUUUUAUAUCGGAUUUCCCCGGCCUUUACCAAUUUCUACAUCGGAUCUCCCGACCUUUAUGUUCCUUUUCUGUAUCGGAUCCUGGACAAUACCCAAUAUUUGUACCAUGCCGUGUUGGCACGUGGUGGCUAUCGGAGGGUGUAAUUAAUGAAGGUCCCGGGGUCGUUUCGAGCUACGUCGAGGCUCUAGAGUCGAGUACAACAUUGCGAUCGACUCUGUUAUGUCUACUUGUGUCGGAAGGUGACUCACGAGUAAUCCAAGUCACCUACCUGAUAAGGGCCGUAAUGUGUGCUAUAUAAGUAGGGCCUUCAAGGCCACCAGACAUAUAAUUAACGCGAUUUUCAACCAUUUGACCAGUCUACUUGAGCCAAUUACGCUGCCCUUAUCCUGUGAUUAUCAAUGUGUGUCGUAGGGCGAUGAGAACUGUGUUAUUCCGCGCAGUACGUCUAUCAUUGUAUGCUUGACUAAGGUGGUCAGUUUGUCUUGCUAGAUGGUAUCACCACCAAUCUUCAUUUUUGAGUCUUCCCAAAAUAUCAGGCGGUAUACUCUAGCUUUUUUCCCCUUAUGGAGUACUCUAGAC
Messenger RNA from Daldinia vernicosa, 1808 nucleotides. RefSeq lists its product as uncharacterized. The transcript is spliced from 3 exons. Bases 122 to 1099 code for a protein of 325 amino acids. The record is from RefSeq and is a predicted model, not a curated record. Gene Ontology annotation, molecular function: protein binding. Lineage: Eukaryota; Fungi; Ascomycota; Sordariomycetes; Xylariales; Hypoxylaceae.